AUGCCUACACCGCUGGACAAAGCUCUGCAGUCUAAGAACCUACUUGUCGGGUUUGUUGGUCUUGUGACAGUUGCUGCAGUAUGGAGUAUAUGGGGAAGUGAAAUGUUCCCCGCUGAAGCCGAUCCAACUGGAGAUCCUGAAUAUUGGACGUUUGACGAGCUACGUAGGUGGCUCCGAGUGCGUGGACUGCUUCCUAAUGAGAAGGCUUCAAGGGAAGAGUUGUUGGAGAGGGUAAAAGCCAAUAUGAGGCCUUAG
Molecule: messenger RNA, 255 nt
Organism: Trichophyton rubrum CBS 118892
Lineage: Eukaryota; Fungi; Ascomycota; Eurotiomycetes; Onygenales; Arthrodermataceae
Exons: 5
Coding region: 1-255 (84 amino acids)
Source: RefSeq, a predicted model, not a curated record